This is a messenger RNA of Cicer arietinum (chickpea), 1059 nucleotides long. RefSeq lists its product as uncharacterized. Lineage: Eukaryota; Viridiplantae; Streptophyta; Magnoliopsida; Fabales; Fabaceae. The record is from RefSeq and is a predicted model, not a curated record.
CCUUUUCUUCUCACACUAACUACACCAACAUUGUAGUAUAGUAUACUAUUAUCUCUCUACUAUAUAAAUUGAAUCAAGGUUCCAUUUUUUCUCUUCCUCUCCUUCCUUUGUAGCAGCCAGCUACUUUGUUGUUUCAUCUCUUCUCAAGGCGUUCUUCUGUGGAAUAAGAACCAGAUUUUGAAGAUGAACUGUUACAGUCUUCAGCAGAACGCCUUUGCAGCUUGUGAAGAGAUGAGAGGCUCAGUUACCAUUACUGAUCACAAGGAGCCUCUCAUUUGCCCUAAGCCACGCCGAGUCGGGGUCUUAUCGAACGUUCCUAUGCGACAAUUGCGUUGGCAUUUCAAUCAACAAGCUGAGGGUUCUGAUUCGAAAGCUGCUGCUGAGCUACUUGACCUUAUUUUCGAGAAGGAGAGUCACGGAGAAGAGUUCGCGAACCAGGUAGCCUCAUCUCCACCCUAUUUUUGCGGGUCCCCUCCGGUCAGGGCUGCAAACCCUUUGGUCCAGGAUGCUCGGUUCGGAGACGAGAUGAACGCUGCUAUCAUAUCGCCAUCAGGUUUGCCAUCUCCAACUUCCACAUCCCGCAAAGGAGGAUGCGUUAGGGUAAGUUUUGGACUUAAACCGGCUGCGGUUAGAGUAGAAGGAUUCGAUUGCCUCAACAGGGAUCGCCAGAAUUCGAGCGUCCCUGCUGUUGCUUAAACAUUCCAUUCAGAGAAGUGUAUAUAAAGACGGAGCUGAGUGCGAUCACAUGUUAAGAAAAAAAAUGACUUAACUUAACUAGAAAAAAGAAAAUAUCUUUUGAGUAGUUUAAGGGUAAAAAUGAUGUUGAAGAAACAGAAACAAAACCUUGUGUUCUUGAGAAGGUUUAAUGUAUAAAAAGCAUGUUUUUUUCUGUGUAAUAUAAGGAUAAGGAUGUUUUGAUAUAAGUAUCUUUUAAAAAUAUUUAGGUUAUCACCAUGAGAAUAUCAUGUAUAGAGAGUUGGUGAUUUUGGUUAUAUUAUGUGUAAAUAUAUUUAGCUAAAUUUAUAAGUAUGUUUAUUAUAUUCAAUGGAUUAAUUUUAA